GCGGCACACAGUCCAAGUGGAAAUUAGUAAAAGAUUCGUGGCCGGACCGUUUCCAACAAGUGCGCAAUCACAGGAAAGGAAAAUUUCACGCUUACGGAAAAUUAAACAUUUGCAUCGAUUUUGUGUGGGACGACAGUCCGUCGGCAAUUUGUAGAUUGCAUUGAAGGGUGAAUAAACGCGAGUGUGCUGAAUGUGAUAAUAAGUACAUACAUAGUUAUAUUUUUUGUGAUCCAAGAGCAUUCUUGAAAUCGGAGGCAAAUCUUCCACUUAACUUCGACAAAGUGCAACGCGUUAGCCAGAAGGCGAUAUCCAAACCAAAGAUAAUAACUACAGCAAGACCAGCGAACAGCGUGCAAGGAGAGCUACAUUUGUACAUAGAAGAAGAAAAGUGAGAUUGAGAGCACAACGAAAGUCGAAGAAAGGAGCCAAAAAGUAAUUUUAGAAACGGAGUGCAAUAUUUGGCUGGUGGGCUGGAUGACAUCCCAAAAACACAAAUAACAAAAACUGACUUAUUAGCUGCGCUAGUGCACAAACCAAAACCUCCUAUAGGUAAAUCCCUACACCUUUUCUAUUGAAAUGUUUGAACGGAGGCAAGGCUCAGCGAUUACACAAAUUUCGAAACUUUUGCCAAUAUGUUUCCUAAUAUGUUCACUGGCCAUUGGUUGUACCAAUUCCGAGGUGUAUACGGCGUUGGCAGAGAUGGAGGAACUUCUUGAGACUGAAUCGGUAUUAAUAACCAAUUUAGAGGGUUAUCUCAAAGUGCAACAACAAAAGUUGGACUACCUCAAAACUAAGCUGGGUGAAUACCAAAGAGAACACGAGGACGCAGCCGCGGAUAUGUCCGCCUACGUCUCAAAUCCAAUAAACGCUUACCUGCUGACAAAACGACUGACCACCGACUGGCGACAAGUGGAGAAUUUAAUGGCGCACGAUGUAGGCGUCGAGUUUCUGAAUAACAUCACGAAUUACCGUCACAUACUGAAAUUUCCAUCCGAUGAAGAUUUGAAUGGAGCUGCAGUAGCGUUGAUGCGGCUGCAGGACACCUACAAACUGGACACAUCGAGUGUGGCGCGUGGCAUGCUUAAUGGCAUACAAUACAGCACGGCAAUGUCUUCAGAUGACUGCUUUGAGUUGGGACGCCAAUCGUACGUCAAUCAUGACUACUAUCACACCGUACUCUGGAUGAGUGAGGCAAUGACUCGACUCCAAGAGGAACCUCAGAAUCAAACUCAAACCUUUACGCGGGCCGAUAUUUUGGAAUACCUCGCAUUUUCCACAUAUAAACAAGGCAACGUGGAAAGAGCGCUUACGAUGACUAAUGAACUAUUGGAACUAACACCCGACCAUGAACGCGCCAGAGGCAAUAAGGUAUUUUACGAAAAGGAGAUAGCUGAACUCCAAGCUGAACGCAAAGUCAAAGGUGACGAUGGUAGCGAGAGUACACCUGUCUCUGAUUUGCCGAUUGCCAAGGGUGAUCCCAGUGAUUAUACCUUUAGCGAACGCAAAGCAUACGAAAUGCUUUGUCGUGGUGAAUUGAAGCUGACCCCAGCGGAUUUGCGACCACUCCGAUGCCGUUAUGUUAACAAUAAUGUGCCCUUCCUGCGCUUGGCGCCACUCAAACUCGAAGAAGCCUUUUUGGACCCUUAUAUUGUGAUCUACUAUGACGUAAUGCAUGACAAGGAAAUUGAAUUGGUUAAGAAACUGGCGCGUCCUCGAUUCCGUCGCGCUACCGUCCAGAAUGCGGUGACCGGCGAAUUGGAAACCGCUAAUUACCGUAUCAGCAAAUCGGCAUGGAUACGCACAGAGGAGCAUAAGAUCAUUGAAAACAUUGUACAACGAACAGAGGAUAUGACGGGUUUAGAUAUGAGUGUGGCGGAGGAAUUACAGGUGGUGAAUUAUGGCAUUGGAGGCCAUUAUGAGCCGCAUUUUGAUUUCGCAAGAAGGGAUGAAAUUCGUGCCUUCCAAGGGCUCAACACUGGCAAUCGUAUCGCAACGGUGUUGUUCUACAUGAGUGACGUGGAACAAGGUGGUGCCACAGUCUUUACAAACUUACGCAUUGCUUUGUCGCCCAAAAAAGGAUCAGCGGCCUUCUGGUACAACCUGCACAGGUCCGGUGAAGGUGAUUUCAGAACGCGUCAUGCGGCCUGCCCUGUUCUAACUGGCUCUAAGUGGGUCUCGAACAAAUGGAUACAUGAACGCCAACAAGAAUUUCGUCGACCUUGUGGUCUGGAACCUGACCACGGCGAAUUUGCAAUUUAAUUCCAUUUAAAGAAAAACCAGCAAGCGGAAGUAUGCGUACGAGUAUUUAAAACUUGAUAAGCAUUCAAAGUUGUUACCUAAGAGUUUUAACUUUUUGAAGUCGUACGAAGCUUUAUGUUUAUAUUUGACCGUUUACAUGUCGGCCAUAACUUUGUAUUUUCUACAUUGUUACUGUUAGGGCAUUCAAAUUGAAACUGUUAUCGGCAACUGUUUGCACAUUUAGAAACGCUAUGAAAAAAUCGACUCAGAAAUUCGGUAUGCCAUUUUGUAAAUGUCGCGUUUUUUCUAAAAUUAGUGAAAUUCAAUUUUAUAAUUGUUAAGCUCUUUUUUAUUCCACUUACAUAAGUACAUAUGUAUAUUUGUACUAUUCUGUUUGUACAUGCGUAGAUAUACAUACAUACAUAUGUAUAUGUAUGUAUUUAUUUAUCUUAUAAAGGUUUUUUAAUAUAAAAAAAAAAUGUUAAAUUAAAAACGAGUUUUGCAAUAUAUUUAUAUGUAUACA
Molecule: messenger RNA, 2761 nt
Organism: Rhagoletis pomonella (apple maggot)
Lineage: Eukaryota; Metazoa; Arthropoda; Insecta; Diptera; Tephritidae
Gene: PH4alphaEFB
Product: prolyl 4-hydroxylase subunit alpha-1
Exons: 11
Coding region: 577-2259 (560 amino acids)
Biological process (GO): peptidyl-proline hydroxylation to 4-hydroxy-L-proline
Cellular component (GO): endoplasmic reticulum
Molecular function (GO): procollagen-proline 4-dioxygenase activity; protein binding; L-ascorbic acid binding
Source: RefSeq, a predicted model, not a curated record